Messenger RNA from Cannabis sativa, 1116 nucleotides. RefSeq lists its product as uncharacterized. Gene Ontology annotation, molecular function: protein dimerization activity. The transcript is spliced from 2 exons. The record is from RefSeq and is a predicted model, not a curated record. The coding region runs from base 1 to 1116 and encodes 371 amino acids. NCBI's taxonomy places the organism in Eukaryota, Viridiplantae, Streptophyta, Magnoliopsida, Rosales, Cannabaceae.
AUGUUUAGUGCAACAUGUGAAGUUUUAUUGAAUAUUAUUGAAGAUGGCACUACUUUUGCUCAACGAGGAGAUGCAGAUGCAACUUAUGAGUCAUUAACUUCUUUUGAAUUUGUUUUCAUUUUGCAUCUUAUGAAAAAAAUUCUAGAAAUUUCUAAUAUACUCUGUCAAGCUUUGCAACUUCAGUCUCAAGAUAUUUUAAAUGCAAUGCAUCUUGUUUCUUCUACUAAGACUCUCAUUCAGAAAUUGAGAGAAGAUGGAUGGGAUGAAUUAGUUGAUGAGGUGAAAUCUUUUUGUGAACUUGUUAAUAUACCUGUGCCAGAUUUUAAUGCUCAUUAUACUGCAAAAAGAAGAAGAAUUCGUGGUCAACAAAAUGCAAUUACAGUGGAGCAUUAUUACAGAGUUGAUCUUUUCAAUGCAGUCAUAGACUUUCAACUACAAGAAUUAAACAAUAAAUUCAAUGAUAGCACAGUGGAGUUACUCAUUCUCAGUUCAGCUUUAGAUCCAAGAGAGAUGCACACAUCAUUUAGAAUUGAUGACAUUUGCAAGUUGGUACAAAAAUUUUACCCAAAAGAUUUUACAGAAUACGAGAUGGUACAAUUAAGGACGCAAUUUGAACAUUUUGCUCAUAUACGAGAACUUCCUGAUUUUAAUGUUUUGGCAACCAUUUCUGAUUUAUGUCAGUGGUUGGUAAAAACUAGAAAAGCAGAGAUUUUUCCAAUUGUGUAUAAAGUGAUAACUCUUAUUCUUACACUUCCAGUUUCUACAGCUACCACAGAACGAUCUUUUUCAGCUAUGAAUAUAGUAAAGACUACACUUCGCAACAAGAUGGAAGAUGAAUUCUUAAGUGAUUGUUUGCUCGUGUAUAUUGAAAGAGAAAUUGCCAAAAAAUUUAGUAUAGAUUCACUUAUCGAUGAUUUUCGUGAUAUGCAAGAAAGACGUUCUAUGUAUGCUCGUGACCAUUGGGGAUGCGGCAACCAUAUUGAUGACGACCUCCUUGCUCAUCUAUACUCAGACUACCGGUCACCUCCAAAUUCAUCUGAUUCGUCGUCUUCACCUAGUCCUUUAGGUAGUAGUGAGUCAUCUGGCGGGUCUCACAAAACUACAUGCUAUUCAUAG